Molecule: messenger RNA, 2186 nt
Organism: Ostrea edulis (European flat oyster)
Lineage: Eukaryota; Metazoa; Mollusca; Bivalvia; Ostreida; Ostreidae
Product: pyrokinin-1 receptor-like
Exons: 4
Coding region: 387-1862 (491 amino acids)
Biological process (GO): neuropeptide signaling pathway
Cellular component (GO): plasma membrane
Molecular function (GO): neuromedin U receptor activity
Source: RefSeq, a predicted model, not a curated record
CAAACAGGCGGGGGAUUCUGUUUGUAAGCACGCGCCUACUGAUACAUAUGAUAUGAAUAUUAUCUUAAUGUUAAGUGGUCCGCUGGGAAGGAGACAUCAAAUUACUAUUUGUUAGUGAUCUUAGCAUAUGAUAGGACCUUUCAAAUCGCCGAAAGAUCGAAACCAUUGCCGAAUGCAGUGGCGGGGAUGCGCCAAACAUUCAUUAACAAGUGAAGAUGGACAUAUCCGAUAGUGUCAUCUUACCAACCCCUCAUUAAAUGCAAUGUAUAGUGGAAGGACCUUGGUAUCUGAUUUAUAUGUGUAAUGAUUCCAUAUAAAGCUUCAGAACAUUUCAAGAAAAGGAAACGUCUGGAAAAACGAGUUGAAUCGGUUGAAAAGGUUUUAUCAUGAAUCAAACAGCUGAAAUAAUGGACCAAAACUAUACAAACAUCUCAUCUUUUGUUAUAUCGAAAUUAGGAGAGAAACGAAAAGACUUAUUUACAGUAGUACUACUGUCUACGGCUUACUUCAUCAUUUUCUUAACUGGAACUAUUGGAAACUUGACCACCUGCUUGGUUCUCCGGAAACAAGUGUACAUGCACACAGUAACCAACCAAUAUCUACUAAACCUAGCAAUAGCGGACCUACUGACAAUUGUUCUAGCAUUGCCUCCGGAAGUUUACACGAUAUGGGAAGCAUAUCCAUGGAGAUUUGGAGAACCGUUUUGCAUAUUUAAGGCUUUCCUUCUAGAAUGGACUUCUUAUGCAUCUGUGUUAACGAUUACAGGGUUCACUGUGGAACGCUACAUCGCCAUUUGCCAUCCAAUCACGGGUCAAAAGGUCACCAGACAAUCGCGAGCUUUUAAAUGUAUAAUUUGCAUAUGGAUUAUAUCCGCAUGUUGUGCAAUGCCAUAUCCGUUUCAUACGCGCACAUUUUACUACUUAAAUGAUCCAAGAACUAAUUUGCCUAUCAAGGACACUUUAUUGUGCAACAUUCCGAUAGAAUGGCAUGGAAGAAUGAUUGCCAUGUUCCAAGUGUCUACUUUCGCUUUCUUUUUCCUUCCGAUGACUAUAAUUACAAUUAUGUACAUACUGAUAGGAAUUCGUUUGCGCAGGACGGAAGUGGAUACUACAAUGGGCGUCCAGUAUAAGGGAGCUCUAUCCACCACUGCCAGGGCGAGGAAAGCAGUUCUGAAGAUGUUAGUGGCCGUUGUGGUUGCUUUUUUCCUGUGCUGGGCGCCAUUCCACGCACAAAGAUUGAUGACACUGUACAUUAAAGACUGGAGUCCCGAGUCGAUGGAGUUUCACAGUCAUUUGUUUUACAUAUCAGGUGUUUUAUAUUUUGUCAGCUCAACGGUAAACCCCAUACUUUAUAAUCUGUUGUCUCGGAAGUUCCGUUACGCAUUUAAACGGACAUUUUGUCGGUGCUGUUUGAACUUGGAACCAUUUCCAACAUUCUACAAACUGAAGGCAAUAUUCAUUAACAGGAGUGAUGUGAAUUCAGGAUCGCCAAGUCCUAGAUUUCUAUAUCCCCAGAAACCUGUAGGUAUGGACACGUUUUACAAUAAAAAUGGUGGAAAUCUGUCGGCGAACGGCCCAGUAAAACAAGCAUCAACCAAAGACACUGUCAUAAAGUGCUCAUCUUCCAGCAGUAGUUCACAUGCGCACUCGGACGGAAGACUUCAUUUUAUAUGCCGUCACAAAAGCUGCAAUAGUAACCGCAUAAGAUUGAGUUUGGAAGUAAACAUGGUGUACAAGCAGUUUAAUAAUGCGUCGUGUCAGGAUAUCGAGACACUCAGAAAAAUUAAAUGCUUUAAACAGCUGUCCAACCAAAAUGUAGGAGAUAUCGAAAAAGAUUGUGACGUCACAGCGAGUCUGAUUUAAAUGCAGACGGGGAAACUUUAUGACACGAAUUAAACGUAUUUGAUAUUUUUGAAGUGCAUGUAUACAUGUAAUAAUGAACACGCCAUAAUAAAAUAUACAUGUAUACAUGCAUAUGUAGUAAAUCAAAGUAUUAAAAUCCUAUGGAACUUGGUGAAAAUUGCGUUGAUUCGAAUGCAAGCGCGAAGACAUGUAAUUCGCCAGUUUUUAUAUCAUUUCAGUGAAACUUUUCAAUGCGACGAAGAAGGCAUAGCAGUAAAUGGUUUUGUUUUGUUUGUUCGUCAUGUUGUUCUGAAAUGUUUCAUAAAAUCUGUAAAAGCAUGUAAA